UAGUAAAGAUGGCCGCGGCGUUGGUACAGUAUGUGGUGCUUCGUGGGGACCUGCGUUCCGGGAUGGGGUGGCCACUAGGAGCCUUGGUGGCUCAGGCUUGUCACGCUGCCACGGCUGUCAUUCACUUGUAUUAUCAGCACCCGCACACCCAGGCCUACCUGCAGGAGCUGGGGAGCAUGCACAAGGUGGUGCUGGAGGUUUCCGAUGAAGCAACAUUGACCACCCUAGCGGAAACUUUGAAACAAGCAAACAUAGAUCACAAACUGUGGAUUGAGCAGCCAGAGAACAUACCAACUUGUAUUGCUAUUAGGCCGUAUCCCAAGGAGGAGGUGCACAAAUACCUUAAAAAAUUCAAGUUGCUUAAGUGACUGCUGCUGCUGUCUGCAGGUGUAAUUGGUUUCCUUGCUGAGAGAACAUUCAUCGUCUGCUACUCUGUGCCAGCAAUAGGGGAGCCGGCGUUAGUGCUUGGUGACUGAGCUGUGACAAUAUUGUAUGGGUCGUUCCAGUCUGUGCCCUCCUUGCUGAUCACAUACGAGGCUGGAUGGAAACUAACAGUUGCUUUGUUUUUUUGAAGGACAUUUACGUUUUCAGUAUAAAAAAAAAACGUUUUUAGUCAGAAGGAAGCUCUUAAAGGGGCGUGUGACUCUGUAAAGUGUGUAUAAUAAUGGUUUAAUUUAAAAAAAUAUAUAUUGGUAAAGGAAUCAUCUGGGGGUACAAGAACUGUCUGGAAUAUAUUCAUAUAACAAAGAAA
Molecule: messenger RNA, 751 nt
Organism: Bombina bombina (fire-bellied toad)
Lineage: Eukaryota; Metazoa; Chordata; Amphibia; Anura; Bombinatoridae
Gene: PTRHD1
Product: peptidyl-tRNA hydrolase domain containing 1
Exons: 2
Coding region: 9-368 (119 amino acids)
Molecular function (GO): peptidyl-tRNA hydrolase activity
Source: RefSeq, a predicted model, not a curated record